Molecule: messenger RNA, 1173 nt
Organism: Coffea eugenioides
Lineage: Eukaryota; Viridiplantae; Streptophyta; Magnoliopsida; Gentianales; Rubiaceae
Exons: 1
Coding region: 1-1173 (390 amino acids)
Source: RefSeq, a predicted model, not a curated record
AUGGCCGAAUUCGUGGCUGAUAACCCAAACAUUUUCGAAGAACUGGGGAGGUACUUCAAGAGGCAGGGGAAAGAAAAAGCUGAAUCCUCCAAGAGGAGACCGACGAAGUCCCCUGAAGUGCCUUCCGGCGAAGACUCCGAUGAGGGGCACCACUCUCGGAGCACUUCCAGACGCGCCCCUUCCAAGGCGACGUCUAAGAUCGCUUCCAUUUUCCGGGCGUUUUCCCGGGGCCUACUGGGAAAACGAGCUGAGGACCCACCUCGGCGUCCCGGAGGCUUAGCAGCCGAAUAUCUGAGGGCACCGCCCUUCACGAAUGACAUCAAUGGGGAGAUGGUCCCCCCAAACUUUAAACUUCCCGCCCUGCGUUCCUACGAUGGCCGAGGUGACCCCGAGAAUCACCUCCGCGCCUUCCUCUCCGCUUUUCGGCUCUAUUGCGUCCCCGACGCAGUAAUUUGCCGAGCUUUCCCCAUUUUCCUGCAGGGCACGGCCCGAAAGUGGUUCUGGGGUUUAGAACCGAGGAGCAUUUCCUCACUCGAUGAGUUGAUUGAUCGGUUCAUUCACCGCUUUGUAUCAUCUCGUCCGAUUACGAAGACUUCAGCCUACCUCUUGAACCUGCAGCAAGCCCCCGGCGAGUCACUGCGCUCCUACGUGCAGAGGUUCAAUGAGGAGAACGUGCAGAUACCUGUUCAGCAUGAGCAGGUAACCAUAGCUGCCUUCACCAAUGGGCUGAUCGCGGGAAUCUUCAAUACUGAGAUACACCGGGAUUACCCCCACACACUUCGGGAACUCUGGGAUCGAGUAGAUCAGGGAAUCCGAAGUGAAGAUCUAAACCGCAUGAAGCGAGAGGCUCAAGCGGCUCGUACCGGGCAAGAUUCCCGGAGGAAAAAAGACGCCGGCCGAGUCGAACAAGGCCCCAGUGGCUCGUCGACUCAGUUCCGAGGCCGCCGAAGUGUCUUCGACCGGAUCGUAAAAGGAAGGUCGUCCACCUCGGACGCCGAGAUGACACCCCUCAAUUCCAGCCGGACCCAUGUCCUGGCUGUGAUGAGGCAGAAUCACCUCGACCGAAACCCUCCUGAAAUUCCGGGAAGGAGAGAUAAGAGGAACUCAAACCUCUAUUGUGCCUACCACCGGGAUGUUGGGCACGGGACUGAAGACUGCAACGAUCUGAAGUGA